Aptenodytes forsteri (emperor penguin) is the source of this 3801-nucleotide messenger RNA. It is a transcript of the gene FHAD1, whose product is annotated as forkhead associated phosphopeptide binding domain 1. Lineage: Eukaryota; Metazoa; Chordata; Aves; Sphenisciformes; Spheniscidae. The record is from RefSeq and is a predicted model, not a curated record. Gene Ontology annotation, molecular function: protein binding. Bases 1 to 3801 code for a protein of 1266 amino acids. The transcript is spliced from 28 exons.
AUGCAAGCCUUUCUAAAGAGUUCGGAGGGAUGUUUUCAGCUGAAACCGCACACGACGACAAUAGGCAGGCACGAAGGGUCCGACAUCGUCCUGCAGUCCGCAGGUGUAGCAGAUCAUCACGCAGCCCUCGAAUUCGCCGCCUCAGACAACAGCUUCGUCCUUCAGGACUUCAACUCCCCCCACGGCACUUUCGUCAACGGCUGCCAGGUCCAAAACGCGGCCGUGAAAGUGAGUCCAGGGGAUAUUCUGCGCUUCGGCUCAGGGGGAGCAUCCUUCCAGCUGGUGGUGGGCGCUGCUGCCCAGAUGUCCUAUCCCCCCGUGAAACGUCGCACAGCGUGGACCGGGCAGCUCCAGUUGGUCGCAGAGCCCAAACCUUCGGCUCCUGCAUCUCCUCCCCACCUCCCCUUGCUGCAGUGGCAGCAUCCCCCCGGAUCUCCCGACAGCUGGGCUCCUGGAGCAGCCGGCCACGUGCCCCAUCCGCCGCUGCGGAAGCGACCCGUGAGUGCCUGGGCUAGGAGCAUGGCCACCGCCGUCCUGCCGGACGCUUUCAGCAGGACCUCCGCAGUGAGGCCAGUCUCGACCAGCGUCUCGGGCGAUGGUGCGAGCGGUGUGGGGGGAGCCCCUUCCCUGGGGACUCAUGACGCGGAUUCCUUCCCGCAGGAGAAGGUGAUGCUGGGGAAGGGUGAAAAGCUGCCUCGACUGGAGAAGGAAAUCGGUCGCCUUUCUGGUUUGGAAACAGAAUCAAAGCAGAAAGAUGCAGUGAUAAGAGAUCUGCAGGAUGAGAUUGCAGCGAUGGCAAAGACCCUGGCUCAGGCGGCGGCGAGGAACGAGGUAGAGCUGACCCAGAAGCUGCUCACGUUCGACCGAGAGCUGGGAGCCAAAACGGAGGAGAUCAAAGCCUUGAGGGAACAGAUCAGCAACCUACAGAAAGGCUCGAGCCAGGUUUUCAGCCAUUCCCUCUACGAAAGAGACCUGGAGAUUGGAAGGCUGCGAAAAGAAAGCAAGAAGUUGAAGAGGGACCAUGCUUUGGCUGCAGGUCUAGUGACCAGCCUGCAAAGGGAGAUUGCCGGCAAGGAGCAGAAAAUGCAGCAACUCAAGCAAGAUGUUGAAAAAAUAAAGAAGGAAAGCAGAGAAAAGGACAAUCAGCUAGCAGUCGUGUCUGCCAAGUGCUCUAGAAUUAAAGAAGAAAUGAAGCAUGAACUUGGAGAGCGAGAAGUAAUUGCGUGCCGAAAUCGCAUCGGGGAGCUGGAACGCGACCUGGAGGGGCUGCAGGGGGAAAUCCAGAAGUAUUGCGCCGAGCAGGAGAGCAUCCAAAACCAGCUGGCCGAGAAAGCCAAGGCUGAGGAGGAGCUGAAAGAAGCCUGUGCCAGGCAAGCUCUGCAGCUGCAGGAGAUGGGGCGCAGGGAGCGCCUGCUGACAGCCGACGUGGGGCGGGCCAAGGAGCAGCUGGAGUCCUUCAAAACCCAAGUGAUGCGAGUCUGUUCUCCCGCAGCGGCAGGCGUUGCAGGGAAAGCCGUAACGGAGCAGCAGGUGAUAGAGAAGGUCAGGCAGAUCUCUGACGAGAACCAACAAAGUCAUGAGAGAGAGAAGCAUCUGCAGGAGGAAUUAAGCUCCAGGCUCUCGAAGGAAAAGGAGGUGUCUGCAAACGUUGAGGUGUUCAAGAAAUCCCUGCAGGAGCUCCAGGCUUGCCUGAGGAGCUCCUGCAGCAGCGACAACCUGCGAGGGGAGCUGAGGAGGCUGGAGGCAGUGUCCCUGGACCCCUCCGUCUCGGUCAUCGGGGCGGCGGUGGUGGAAAUGGCGCGUGUCCCCCUGUCCUGGCUGGAGGGUGUGGAGCGGCUCCUGGCCAACGUGGGGAUGGACGUGCGCGCCUCCGGCAAAGGGUUGUUGGCUGCUCUCGGGAGAUUGUUGGAAAACAGUCAGGAAACUGCACAGAAGAAUCGGAUGUUACAGGCCCAAUUAGAGAGGGCCCGGGAGUCGCAGGCAGCUUUGCUGCAGGAGCACGUGAAGGAGCUGGAAGCAAAAUACGAGCAAGACCUACAGAUAAAAAUCAAGCAAAUUAUAUUGGAAAAGGACAAGGAGAACAAAGAGAUUCUGGAGAGCGCUGUCGCCAAGGAGAGGGACAAGUGCAAGCAAUCCGUGGAAGAAGAAGAAAAGAAGAUCCGAGACCUGGAGAGCCACCUGAGAAGCGUGACUGAGGCAAUAGCAAGGAAGUCGGAGGAGCAGGAGGUUACAGACUGCAAACUGAGAGAAGCUGUGCACAAGCUGGAGGAAGCCGCGACGCGAGAGAUGGCGUUACAGCAGCAGGUACUCAUGCGAGACGAGCAGCUCAAGACCGUUCAGGAGGAGAAUGAGUUACAGAGGCAGAAACUGCAGGAAGAAAUAGUGGAAUAUAAAGAGCAAAGCAAGCAGCAUUCUCUGACAAUUGUGGCUUUAGAGGACAGGUUGCUGGAGGCCAAGCAGCAGCAGAAGACACUGGAGGAGGAAAAUGCAGCGCUCGUGGAAAAAAUGGAAGGGUUUCGGGGUGAUGCCCGCAAGUCGACAUCGGGAGCUUGGCUGGAGGUUUCUCCUGCCACGGACUCGCACAGUUGUCUGAGGGAGGAGCUGGCGGCGGCGCAGAGCGUGCUCCUGUCCAAGGAGGCCGUCAUCGCCAGACUAACCAAGGAGCUCGCGGAAACCAGAGCCAGGAUGUCGGACAUGAGAGGGGAGCUGAGCGAGGAGCAGAAGGUGGAACUGGAGCGGAACCUGCGCCGGGUGAAAUGCCAAGAGCGGGAACUGAACCUGCUCAGAGAGAAGCUAUCCCAGAUGUCCAGCCUCGCGGAGAAGAAGGAUCAAGCCCUGAAAGCAGCAGCUCAAGAGUUAAGGCAAGCCCAAGCCGACUGUCAGGCGCUGAAGGAUGCCUCCCGAGAAACGGCGGAAAAGCCGGAGGAUGCUCCUGGGACGCCAGUGCAGGCGGGUGAAGCCUCCGAGAGGGAGCCGGCGUUGGACUUGGCCGACCUCGGCGCAAAAUGCCGAGGCCUCAGGCACGAGGAAACGAUUCAGCGCCAAAAAGAAGGCUUGGCCGAGCUCCGGGAGAGAAUAAAGAUGCUGGAGAAGAGGCAGUCCUCAGCUGUCGUGAACAAGGGUUCGGAGCCGCUGGUGGUCCUGAUGAAAGACUUACCAGAGAAAAUAGUCCAGAAAACAGGUCUUGAGAAGGAACCUGCACCCGUGUCGGGAACAAAACUGAAGGCCGGCAAGGUUCCUGGCCACGUUCCUAACGGGGGCUCGCAUGGGGCCGCUGAUGGGGCAGCGAGCUCGGAGAUGGCUGAUGCGAUGGACCUCGGCGAGAAGAUGUACCUUGACGUAAUUGGUGCUCUGGGAAGCCUGAUGAAGAUGAAGGAGCUGUCAGGAAUGCAGUCUCUGAAGCACCUUCCUCAGGAAGAGAGGGAAAAAGCGGGACUGCAGAGACGGAAGGACCUGGAGCUGCUGUACAAUAAGAUCAGGAACCUCAAGAGUCGCCUGGAAAGAAAAGAAGAAAUGCUGAAAGAUUACGAGGCCAGCGUGGAGCAGCUCAGCCUGAACCAAGAAUCCCUGCGAAGGUGCCAGGAGGAGAUGUCCAAGCUAGAAGAUGAAGCCUACAGGGAGGCAGAAGAGAAGGCUCUGCUGAAAGAGGCUCUGGAGAGGACGCAGCACCAGCUGAGCCAGGAGAAGAGGCUGCUGCGAGCGGCCAAACUGCACAAGCCUGGAGCCAAGAAGCCUUUCUGCUCGGGAAAGCUGAAGGCCAAAGAGCGCAUGGCAGAAGCCGUCAAGACGGGAAGCACAUAG